Oryza sativa Japonica Group (Japanese rice) is the source of this 1483-nucleotide messenger RNA. Its product is annotated as protein-tyrosine-phosphatase PTP1. Gene Ontology annotation, biological process: protein dephosphorylation. Gene Ontology annotation, molecular function: protein tyrosine phosphatase activity. Lineage: Eukaryota; Viridiplantae; Streptophyta; Magnoliopsida; Poales; Poaceae. The record is from RefSeq and is a predicted model, not a curated record.
UCUCUACAUAAUCACCGUGUCUUAAUACCCCUCGUCUCCAUCGCUUCCGCCACCACCGCAGCGGCGGCGGCGGCGAUUCCGGCGAGCCCCUCUCCUCCCGCCUCCGGCCAGUACGCUCCCACCGCGGCGGCCACGGGGAACGGCACGAGCUCCCGCGGCAGGGCGAUGGCCGCCGCCCGCUUCGCCGGUGUCCCUCGCCGCGCGGCGCAGUCGUCGUCGUCGUCGUCCCAGGCGCCCCUCGACGAGCCGCCUCCGCCGGCGCUGACGCCCGAGCAGGUCGGUCUAUGCAGGGAGGCGCUCGAGUACUUCGAGGGGAUGUGUGGCCGGCCGGAAGCCAUGUCCGACGAGUUCAGGAGACUCCAGGACACGAGACACGAGCUGAUGAGAAGUUCUAAUGAAGCUCGUAAUGCUGCAAAUAGGGAGAAAAACCGCUAUAUUGAUGUCGUACCAUUUGAUACUACCAGGGUAAGGCUAAAACGAUCAACCACCAGUCAGACUUCAAGCAAUGAUUAUAUCAAUGCAAGCUUUAUAAAGGUCACUGAGGACAACAGAGUUGCAAAAUUUAUUUCCACUCAAGGUCCACUAGCCAAGACAUUUGAUGAUUUCUGGGAAAUGGUCUAUGAAUAUCAAUGUCCUGUUAUUGUUAUGCUCACACAAUUCGACAGUCUUAAGUGUGAUGAAUAUCUUCCAUUACGCAAGCAACGUGAAGCGUAUGGAAAGUACAAUGUUAAGAUUACAAAUGCCAAAAGAGAUAGCCAUCAGUUAUGGUUGCGUGAUGUGAUGGUGCAAUGCAACGAGUCAAGCAGGGUUCAUUCUGUACGCCAUAUAGAAUAUCCUGAUUGGCCUGAUCAUGGAGUUCCAACUAAUACUGAUGCUGUAAGACAAAUUCGAAAAUGGUUACAAAAUACUCCGAUGGAGCAUCCUAUAGUUGUACACUGCAGUGCGGGCAUUGGAAGAACCGGUGCUUACAUAACUAUCCAUAGUACAAUUGAGAGACUUCUCCUUGGUGAUAAAAGCUCAUAUCAUCUUGAUGAAACUGUCAAAACUUUGAGAACCCAACGAGUUGGAAUGGUCCAAACUGAGAAACAAUACAUGUUCUGCUAUCGUGCAAUUGCUGAUGAGCUGAAAGAUCUUUUGGAGUCUAACCGCUGAGGUAUCCCUAAGGCAGGAAUUAUGGACAUGUCUGUUUAUCUCACCCUUAAAUUCCUAUAAUCUGAAUGAAUGCCUGAUUGGAGCACACCAUUUCUGCAUUGACUGAACCGUUUGAAGCUUAGCACUUUUAUUUUGGGUGCACGAUUACUUCUGAAUAGAUUUGACUGCAUCAGUACCGCCAUGUCACUUUCAUUUCAUUACCUCUAAAUUGUUGUUAUUGCUGCUCUCACGGAAUUAAAGAGAGUUAGUAGGUUUAGAACUAUUGGUGGCAUUGUGCCUGUACUUAUUGUGCAGCGAAGAAUGGUUCAUUGCUUGGAUUUUAACGGAAUCA